AUGUGCAUCCAAGAAACGAGACUACACGCAAUCUGCAACCACCAGGUUGUGGACCGCAUCGAGUGCUCUGACAAGUGCGCACACUUCGACACCAUCGAGAUCCAACUCAGCACGUACUGCCAGUCCUGCCGCCAGCAGGUCGACAACACAGCCAUCCUGAACUCAGUACUGCGGUGGAAACUAGGCCCUUGCCCAGCCAGGCGCAGGAAGAUACGACCAGCUAAGACAAAUGUCCUCGACGGCUCCCCAGCGCCGGCUUCGGGCACGGCGAAGUCGUCGCCCCGGCCACCAAGGAAGCUGUCCGGCGCAAAGUCCCUGAGUGCCCUCAGGGAGGCCGCCUCCGCGCCGCCCACGAGGGAACUACCCCCUACUCCAAAGAGACUACACGGCUCGGCAUCCGUAGAAAACCUCAGGGUCUCGCUGGACAACCUGAGGCUCGCGUCUCCCGCGGACGACAAGACACCUGUGCCACGAUACUCGUUGGACGUGAAGCCAGCGCCUCCGACCCUCCCAUUGCGGCGGAGAGCAAGCGAGGCCUUCGAGUACGCUGCGGGAGGCAAUGGGCAGCCGGCGCUCGCCCGCGCUCACACCGUCCCGAAGAGCAAGGCCCGGCCUGCUGUCCCCCAGAGGCCCGCCCCUCGCACGCCCACCUACAGCUUCAGCCCUAGGGCAGAAGAACUCAAGUCCCCGAGGCCACAUUUGAAGCAAGUUUCGGAGGAACCAAGGCCCAUGUCCGCACUGGUGGCAAGGGACACCGACACCGACACCACAAUGAGUACUAGGCCCAGCAACGCCACGACCACAAGCACCAUGACCGCGGCCACCACAACCAGGCCCAGCACCAGCACAAGCACCAGCACAGUCGACACACGGAAGUCCGCCCUGGUGCAUCAGACUCCCUCAUACCCACCGCCACCGCCGCCACAGCAACAGCAACAGCAACAGCAAGUAACCCAGCAACCCCCAGCCGUGAGCUCCUCCGUGCCAAGGUCCCUCUGGUCCCUCCGGCGCAGCAGGUCGUCGGCGCGGAUCCUCGCCCUCGCCAGCACCCGGGAGUACGUGCACGCCAAGCUGUGCGGCAGCAGUGGCCUGCCGUCCCCCUCGGCGCCGGGCAAGAACCUCUUCCCCGCGCCGCAGCAGCAGAAGAAGAAGCCGAUCGACAUCCACGACCCGGAGUGGCUGGCUCGGCACGGCCUCAAGUGGGACGCGCGCGGGCUGGGGCUGGUCAGUGCCGCGGUGUGA
Diaporthe citri is the source of this 1242-nucleotide messenger RNA. RefSeq lists its product as uncharacterized. Bases 1 to 1242 code for a protein of 413 amino acids. The record is from RefSeq and is a predicted model, not a curated record. Lineage: Eukaryota; Fungi; Ascomycota; Sordariomycetes; Diaporthales; Diaporthaceae. The transcript has 2 exons.